AAUUAUCAAGAAUCUUUAUUUGAUCUAAGAUGCUUUGUGACCUGUAGUUUUAACUUCGCACCAAAAGAGGAGAUGAAUCGAUUGUCAGCAGGCAGCUUGUCAGUUUAGAUUUGACUGCUUUUUUUUUUUUUUUUCCCCACUUCCUUGUCACUGAGCUCUGCAACCUGGCUUUUUCUCUCACUUCUACCAGUGGCUGUGUUUCUCCCAGCAGAUGGCGGAGCGAGGCAGGACUGUGAGGGUGAGUGGUCUGCCCGCCGACAUUGAGGAUGGCAGGCUGAAAGAUAAGCUAUUAAUCUACUUCCUGAGAAAAAGGAAUGGAGGAGGGGAAAUAGAGUCCGUCACCAUCGUCAAGGCAUUGCACGUCUGUGCCCUUAUCACCUUUGAGGACAUUGGAGUGGCACAGAGAGUUAUUCAACACAGCCAGCACAUUCUGGAAGUGGAUGGAAAGAGGCAUAAAGUCACUGUAACUGAGCACCAAGAGAGACUGGAUCCAGACGAGGUCAUCCUGAGUUUAUCAGCAACUGUCAACUAUAGCCAGCUUCCCGGGGGAAUGAUUGCAUUGACAAGCCUUCUCACGAGCCACCCAGAUAUCCAGAUAAACUACCAUGCUACUGAGGAACGGUGCACGUUGCGGGGGGCUUAUUCCAAAAUCCAAGCUGCCUUGGCACAACUACUCAGCUACCCUGGAGGCCCUCAAUCAGCGGGAGCAAAGGACCCAAGUCAACUUGCAACAAGUGACUCCUGCUCAAUUCAGAUGGCACAUCAUGAGCCUAAUACGCAGGACUCCGAAGAUAAAAGCAGGAAACCUUGUGAAAAAAGAAAACAGAGAGAGAACGUUCAUCCAGUUGGCCCUUCUAAUGAACACAACUUAAGCUCAUACAGACACUUGACAGAUGCAGGUUACGGCAGGGAAGAUACCGUGCAGACAGAGGGUGCAGCUCUGCAGCUUCCUGAGCAUCCUACCACACCAGAGGAGGACUUCUCACUCAUUGUCGAUGCAGACUUGUUCCAAUAUCUACAGAGAAAUUGCCAAAGGGAAAAUAAGAAGAUCCUCAGUCAGUACAGUGUGGAUGUGGUUGAUGUGACAAAUCAGGGGUUGACAACGCUGUUUUUGCAGAUUGCAACAGGAGUGGGGGAAGAUGGCCGAGAUCAGGAGCGCAUGAGUCUGGCAAAAAAGUCAAUACUGAGACUUUACCAGGAGAAUGAGACCAAGAUCCGUCGAGCCCAGCUCCCUAAAAACAUCCUGUCCCUAAAGGGUGGACUGGAAGCGGCGAUGGAGAACUUAAGUGUCAGACUUCCCAAGCUUCUUCUUAAUGAAGAUGAGCAAAAUAUUUACAUUGUCGGGAGCAGUAGUGAUGUGUCUGAGGCCAAGCAGUUUCUCCUCCUAAACCACAGAGAAGAGAAAGAGGAAUUAGCUAGCGUUCUUAGAUAUCCUUUGGAUGAUCCAGGUACGACAUCUCAUGCUGAUGUGCAGAUCCCCCCCUUCACUUCUUCUGCCACUGUAGAGCCAGUUGAGGAUUCAGUGGAUCAGCUGCUGAGGUCAGAGGAGGAUGAGAGGAGAGACGAAGGAGCCAGAAGGUAUAAACUAGCAGCUCGAUUUAAAGAUUCAGGACUUGCUGCGUUAGGCAAUCGGCCAACUGACUUCAGCUUAAAAGGGCUCUCGUCUCCCAGAAAACAAGCACACAUUAGGCCGAUGUUAGGGCAUGAUGUCUUAUCAGAAGCAGCAGGUAUUCCCGUUGGAAGAGCGCAAGUCCAAAACACUGGAGGGGACAUCUUGUUCAGGAGUGGAGAUGCUUUCACUAUAACGGCCUCUGUGAGGAACAAAACAUCCUUGGACUCGCAUUUAACCGAUACUCGACCCAAGAGUUUUACAGCCCCGCUUAGCACUGCUCAGUCUAGUUUGUCAGAAAGUUCUCCACGUCCACCUGCUGGGUCCGGGUCCAACCUAAGGCGAACCAGUAGUUUCUCCGGAAUGCCUCAGCAGAAGGCCCAAAUUGUAGAACAGAAGAGUCAGGAUGACUCCGGCCAGACCAGAGCACGGUCGUCUAGCUUCAGUAACCGAAAUGGUAGGGACAAGAAAGAAGUCUAUACUGCCGAGAUUACAGUUUCCCCUGCGAUGUGGCAGCACAUAAAAGAAGCCUACAGUAACCGAGUGCACGACCUCACCUCUGAUGUUCAGAUGAAAGACAGGGACUCAAAGGAUAGCACUGAUUUGAUCGUCACCUUAAGAGGGGCAAACUGGUCCACAGUGAGUUCAUGUCAGAAAGGCUUGCAGAAGCUGGUUGAUUCGGUAAGUGUGGACUUUACUCUGCAGGAGCUGAAGUUGUCAGAGCUGGGUAUUAUGGACAGAGCUGAUGAGAAUCUACAGGCUUGUUGUGCUGAGGUGCGUAGUCAGUUCAAGAAGGUAACCAUCCAUGUUUUAGAUACCAGCUUAUUUCUCCUUGGUCCCAAAAGGUUGUGUUCUCAGGUAGGUUCUUCACUGCGGGAGAUAUUUUCUGGAGUUUUAGCUCCUAAUCCUGAACAACAUGACUUAAGUAGUGCCUCUGCCUACAACUCCAAUCAAUAUCCGUUUGUACAAAUGAAUGAGGACAAGGGUGCUAGUCUGCAGGGUAGCAGUAAACCACAAGUAAUGGUAGAGAGCCCAACAUGUCUAGUUGAUGGGGCAGUUAUUAGUCAAGAAAGGAGAUCAGACCAUAGAAGUGACGUCCAAGAGACAGAACUUAUGACUGGGUCUGUCACUAAAACCACUGUGAAGAAAGAUCCUGUCAUUAAGGAGAAAUUGAAGCUUGUAGGUACAGCGACAAUAGAGGGACAGAGUACAGGAAAUGAUAGUAGUGUGUGUCGUGUGAAUGAUGUGGCGACAAAAAGCAGUUCUGAUAAAGACAAGAGAGAGAGAUCCACAGAUUUAACCCGAAGGGACGGUGUACAGCAAAGCCGAACAGAGAUCCAUGACACCCCGCAGGAAUCCAGGUCUGCUGUUGGAGGUCCGUGCAGCUGUGUGUCUGGUGAGAGUGACAAGUUGAUGAAGAGAACCAAGUGUGGAGCAACCUUCUGCUCAAAGUGCCUGGACAUAGAACAUGCACAGUGUAGAGUUUGCGAUGAGGCAGAGCAGACACCGCGGGGCAAAAUGAAAUACUCCAAAAUAUACAUCAGAGUUCCAGGUCACCACAAAGACUCUGCAAUCAAGGUCACUUACUUAAUUCCUGAUGGCGUCCAAGGGGAGGGUCACCCUUCUCCAGGAAAACCCUUUAAAGGAGGGCUGUUUGAAGCUUUCUUCCCUGACUGCGAGGAGACAAGGAGGCUGCUGCCCAGGCUGGAGAAAGCCUUUAGGAGAGGACUCAUCUUCACAGUGAUUGACAGAGAAACGGGGGCCAAAGUCGAGUGGGACUGCAUCCCACACAAGACCUCCCUACAGGGAGGCAAAGCAGGGAGUGGUUAUCCAGAUUCCUCUUACUUGACUCGUCUGUCUAAGAUUUUGACCUUCCAUGGUAUCGAGGAGCCAACCACCACAUCUUUAGAAUAAAAGCAACCUGAGGAGGAUAUUUUAAUGUGAUUUCAUGUGUUUACAUUUUUUUUUUUAAUUACAGCCUUUUAAACCAACUCUCUAUGGUGAUAAGAACCAGGUUGCAUUGCUUUGUUUGACCAAUUGUAUGACGUCUGAUGUACAUAUUUUCAGAUAAAGGUUUUAAACCUGUCAUUGUAGUUGUUUCGGAGUUAUGCAGGUUUGUUUUGUCUAUAAAAAACAUACUUUUCUGUGUGUUCAAAGCACUGUUAAGAUUCAUAUUUUUACUGUGCUCUUCAGGGCAAAGGAUGACCAAGAUUAGGGUAAAAAAAUAAAUUCUUAGUAGAAGAGCGAAAGAAAGUGAAAUAAAUUACUUUUUUAAUGUC
This is a messenger RNA of Labrus mixtus (cuckoo wrasse), 3888 nucleotides long. RefSeq lists its product as uncharacterized. Gene Ontology annotation, molecular function: RNA binding. The transcript is spliced from 6 exons. NCBI's taxonomy places the organism in Eukaryota, Metazoa, Chordata, Actinopteri, Labriformes, Labridae. Gene Ontology annotation, biological process: protein ubiquitination; Notch signaling pathway. The coding region runs from base 212 to 3523 and encodes 1103 amino acids. The record is from RefSeq and is a predicted model, not a curated record.